UACAAAAACAUCACGCAGGUUAAUACUUGCGCUUUUAUUUUGAAGGAAAACUCCGUCUUCGUUCUUUUCCGCCCGGUAAGUUGAAAACAGAAAGUCGCCAUGACGCCAUAACUUCGGACAAACUGUUGCUGUGAUGGGGGGGAACCACUGAGACUCGUUCAUGUUUCUCUGAGUCAGCCUCACAGGGGACACACAGUGUUGUAAACAUGCCUCGACCUUCUCGGAUCAAACUGUCUCCGUGGAUCGAGAGUCUGAUCCUGAGUUAUGGCAGUGACCCGCAGGUGGAGGAGGGUGGAGGCAGCAGCAGCGGGGGGCUGAAGGCUCAUGUCAUCGGGGUGGGUCCCAUGUCUCAGUCCCAGGCUCAGGGCUCUGAAGGCCCCACAGCUCUGCUCUUCCUAUCCGAUGAGGUGCUCCAGAUCCCGGCCAUGCUCACCGCGUCAGCCUGGGAGCACCUUCAGUACCACGAGGAACGCGAGUCCCUCUCCAGCCUGCUCAACACCACCGUGUACAUCCAGAACUACCGGCUGCAGUUUCACGCGGCCCCGGAGAAGACCAAAAGCAGGUUCUUCUUAUCGGUCGGAGAGCUGGCCACGACCGCGGCAGGUCCGGUUAAAGAGAGCACCCCUUGCUGCACCACGCUGCCCUCCGUCAGGCAGAAGAUCUGCAAGACGUGGAGGCUCCUGCUGGAUCAGGAGAUGCAGGAGUCACAGAGGAGUCAGUGUGGGUUCGAUCUGUCAGAGCUGCUGGGGGAGUGGCAGCAAGACUGCCUGCGGACGGUGCUGGAGGACGUCAGAGAGAGGCUGACGACGGCGAGCCGCCCGCAGCCCUCCACCUCCACUUCGUCGCUGACGCACCCAGGCGCACUCACCGCCACGGGCUGGGAUGUGGACAGGGUCAGAUAUAAGAGAGAGAAGUGUUUCAGCGUGCCCGUAAAGUGUCUUCUCGUCCCAGAGGAAGACGCUCUGCAGCCGCAAACGCCACCGCUCAGUGGAAGCGGGACACCGAGCAGGCUGACCGCCGCCUCUGAGGACAGUAUGGGAGAUUCUUCAGAGUCUGCACAGCCUUCUGUGGACGAUGCAGAGUGGCGAAUCGCUCAGCCAGCUGUCCUAGAGACGGUCUGUGACGCCAAAGACGACUCUCCUCCUCCUCCCGCGGAGCACAGCAAGGACAUGAUCGUCGGGAUGAUCCACAGCGAUAUCAGACCUUUAACCAAUCCUUGGGACAUUUUUCCUCCCCCAGGUGACACCUCCUCGUCCUCUUGUUCGUCCCCAGAAGACAGACCAACCCACUCACCUCACGAUCACGCUGUUGCCAAAUCCGAGCCCGAUCACGCCGCGGUCCUAACCAGCACGCAGUUUCCUGUCCAAAGCUCGAAGGAACCCCUUCAGACAUCAGAGCAGAGCAUCCUCCCGCCGUACCAGCUACAGAUACCGACAUCUAGCCACCACGCCUCUGCCGGCUCUGUGAAAACACCAGAACCUUUUACCAGACUGUCAAACCUGUCGCCUGCCGCAGACAAACACCACACCGACCCAGCUUCAAACGAGGAAAGCCAGGAGAAGAGAAAAUCUGGAAAGGCGAAGAGAAAGAGCAGCACACCGGAAGCAGGAGUGGACGGGAGAGAGGAGGAAGCUGAGAUCAGCAGGAGUCCUCCGUCCUGGUUGUUUGACAGCGAGGCAGACGGCGGGGCCGCACAGGACAGCAGUCAGCAUCAGCGUCAAACCAUGUUGAGAAAGACUCCCACUGUGCACAGUGAUGGCAAACGUUUCUCUUACUCCUACCAGGCGUCCGGACAGAAUCUGCAGGAUUUCAGUCGAUUCAAAGUUGCUGGAUUGUGGCUGCAGUGGGCGGUGAAGUAUCUUGUCGUGCCAAAGCAGACAGAUAAUCCACACGACACGUCAGCAACCUCCAAUCAGACGUCAUCGGACAGGACGGGGGUCAUUUCAAAUUAGGUUCAAAACAGACAGUUAAGCCGGUCUGCUGUUGUUUCAGUUGUUGGAUCAUGUUGAAGUUCCAGAGCAGCUCUGUAUAGUUGAGUUUAUUUUGUACGAGUAAAAAAAUGUGAAAUCUUUUUAAAUCUGUCUAGCAGAAAUAAACAGAAAAAAA
Molecule: messenger RNA, 2106 nt
Organism: Larimichthys crocea (large yellow croaker)
Lineage: Eukaryota; Metazoa; Chordata; Actinopteri; Sciaenidae
Gene: acd
Product: ACD shelterin complex subunit and telomerase recruitment factor
Exons: 2
Coding region: 207-1952 (581 amino acids)
Biological process (GO): negative regulation of telomere maintenance via telomerase; telomere capping; telomere maintenance via telomerase
Cellular component (GO): shelterin complex; telomerase holoenzyme complex; chromosome, telomeric region
Molecular function (GO): telomeric repeat DNA binding
Source: RefSeq, a predicted model, not a curated record